Messenger RNA from Symbiodinium natans, 1563 nucleotides. The record is from the annotation of a GenBank genome assembly. NCBI's taxonomy places the organism in Eukaryota, Dinophyceae, Suessiales, Symbiodiniaceae.
AUGCCGGUGAUUAGACCUUCAUCGGAUCAGGUACAAGUUCUGGGUGGUUCGCGCCACCACGUGCAUCAAGCUCAGAGGAUCCGAGCGUCUGGUCCGGAGUCUCAGGACGACAGAGCCAGAGCCCUGAAGCGUUUCAGAAUCUUGCUGUUGUUGGAUCCCCCGGCGACAAGAACUGGACGACAGAUGCUCACGGUAGUUGGGACGCAUGUUGAUGUCGAGCAAGCCCUUAAGGUUCUUUCAGACACUUUGGAACCGAAGGCAACUGGAACCUUGACCAAAAGGGUGUCCUCGCUGUGGUCAUACGCAGAGUUUCUGUCAACUCACGGUGUCAAGUCACCCUUUUCCGCGGGUGAGCCCACCUUAUACAAAUAUCUCUGUUGGCUCCGGGACCAGAAGCGAGGGGCCACCUCUGGCACCUCGACAUUGGAGGCGCUCAGGUUCUCAGACAGCAUGUUCACAUUUUUAUGCAUAACACUGAGUGAACUGGACUCGCCGAGGGUCAAAGGAGUGGCGCACUCACUCUUCAUGACUAAAAGAAGACGGAGUCCGGCGCCUCUCAUCCCAGUGGCGGUUGUGCGUUUCCUUAUUGGAUUGGUCUUGGACACGUUGCGGAAAGACCGUGAGCGCACCAUAGCGGGCCAAAUCCUAGCAUGCAUUUUCCUCGUGGGAAGGUGGUCUGAUUUGAGAAGGGCUGUGAAUUACAGGACCUCCGUUGCAGGAGGCAUCUGCAUUUUGGAGGCCGAUGCCAAAGGUCACAAGGCAGCAUACUCCAAGGAGUUACAGUUGGAAUUGCUGCCAUUUUUGGGCAUAGGUGGCUGGCCAGCUUCACAGCCUUGGGCGACGGUCUUCCUGGAGUUGCGCCUCAAGUAUGGCAUUCAGGGAGCCCUUCCUUCUUGGAACGACUCCAAGCAGCAGUGGGCAGAUUAUGACAUGUCCACUUCCGAAGCAACAGGCUGGCUUCGGGAGAUGGCCGAAGAGGUUUGCGACACAAGUGUGGCAGUCACGCUCCGUGCUCACAGCGCCAAGGUCACACUUCUAAGUUGGGCAGGAACAUGUCCACUCUUCACGCGUGAAGAAAAGACACUUCUCGGACAUCACACAGAGCCCACUACGCGCUCAGCAACCACGUAUGAUCGCAACGCCUUGAUCCGGUUGCAUGCAAAAGUCCAUCGGAUGUUGGAGGACAUCGGUGAGGAACGUCAAGUCCCAGACGCUUCUGCAGCAGAGCAGGUGCGCACACUAGUACAGCCCAGGGACGAUGCAUUGCCCGAUGUGGAAGGAUCAGAGGUGGUCCAGGAUUCCUCCGAUGACGAGCAAGGCCCUCUUGGCCUUAUUCAGGGUGAGCAUCGUGCUCCUGUGCCUGACGCAAAUCUUCAUGAGUGGGUCCAGCAUAAGUUAAGUUCCAUGGUUCAUGCUAAGUCUUCUGAUACGCCACGGAAGUUAGCCUGUGGCCGCAUGCUUUCUUGCAAUUUCCACGAUGUGGAAGCAGGACAAUUGGAUGUACACCAGACUUCCUUUUGUGCCCAGUGUUUGGCUACACGCCAGCUCGCUGCAGGCGUGUAA